GUGGGGUGGGGCUGGGGGCUUGUCGCCCUUUCAGGCUCCACCCUUUGCGGAGAUUAUAAAUAGUCAUGAUCCCAGCCAGACCCAGAGAUGCUGUAGUGGUGAGACUCUGGAGCCUUCCUGAGAACCUGGAGAAGACUUGCUGCUGAGAAGGACAUUUUGAAGGUUUUGUUGGCUGAAAAAGCUGUUUCUGGAAUCACACCCCUAGAUCUUUCUUGAAGACUUGAAUUAGAUUCGGGCCAUGGGGACACAGAAGGUCACCCCAGCUCUGAUCUUUGCCAUCACAGUUGCUACAAUUGGCUCUUUCCAGUUUGGGUACAACACUGGGGUCAUCAAUGCUCCUGAGAAGAUCAUAAAGGAAUUUAUCAAUAAAAGUCUGACGGAGAAGGCAAAUAUCCCUCCCUCUGAGGUGCUGCUCACGUCUCUCUGGUCCUUGUCUGUGGCCAUAUUCUCCGUCGGGGGUAUGAUCGGCUCCUUUUCUGUCGGACUCUUCGUCAACCGCUUUGGCAGGCGUAAUUCAAUGCUGAUUGUCAACCUGUUGGCUGUCACUGGUGGUUGCCUUAUGGGACUGUGUAAAGUAGCGAAGUCAGUUGAAAUGCUGAUCCUGGGCCGCUUGGUUAUUGGCCUCUUCUGCGGACUCUGCACAGGGUUUGUGCCCAUGUACAUCGGAGAGAUCUCGCCUACUGCCCUGCGGGGUGCCUUUGGCACUCUCAACCAGCUGGGCAUCGUAAUUGGAAUUCUGGUGGCCCAGAUCUUUGGUCUGGAAUUCAUCCUUGGGUCUGAAGAGCUCUGGCCGUUGCUAUUGGGCUUCACCAUCCUUCCUGCUAUCCUACAAAGUGCAACCCUUCCAUUUUGCCCUGAAAGUCCCAGAUUUUUGCUCAUUAACAGAAAAGAAGAGGAGAAUGCUAAGCAGAUCCUCCAGCGGUUGUGGGGCACCCAGGAUGUAUCUCAAGACAUCCAGGAGAUGAAAGAUGAGAGUGCAAGGAUGUCACAAGAAAAGCAAGUCACCGUGCUGGAGCUCUUUAGAGUGUCCAGCUACCGACAGCCCAUCAUCAUUUCCAUUGUGCUCCAGCUCUCUCAGCAGCUCUCUGGCAUCAAUGCUGUGUUCUACUACUCAACAGGAAUCUUCAAGGAUGCAGGUGUUCAAGAGCCCAUCUAUGCCACCAUCGGCGCGGGUGUGGUUAAUACAAUCUUCACUGUAGUUUCUCUAUUUCUGGUGGAAAGGGCAGGAAGAAGGACUCUGCAUAUGAUAGGCCUUGGAGGGAUGGCUGUUUGUUCCACGCUUAUGACUGUUUCUUUGUCAUUAAAGGAUAACUAUAAUGGGAUGAGCUUUGUCUGUAUUGGCGCUAUCCUGGUCUUUGUAGCCUUCUUUGAAAUUGGACCAGGCCCCAUUCCCUGGUUUAUUGUGGCCGAACUCUUCAGCCAGGGCCCCCGCCCAGCUGCGAUGGCAGUGGCCGGCUGUUCCAACUGGACCUCCAACUUCCUAGUCGGAUUGCUCUUCCCCUCUGCUGCUCACUAUUUAGGAGCCUACGUUUUUAUUAUCUUCACCGGCUUCCUCAUUACCUUCUUGGCCUUUACCUUCUUCAAAGUCCCUGAGACCCGUGGCAGGACUUUUGAGGAUAUCACACGGGCCUUUGAAGGGCAGGCACAUGGUGCAGAUAGAUCUGGGAAGGACGGCGUCAUGGAGAUGAACAGCAUCCAGCCUCCUAAGGAGACCACCACCAAUGUCUAAGUCAUGCCCGCUUCCACCUCCCUCCCAGCAUGGGAAAGCCAUCUCUCCCUGAACAAGGGAGACACCUCAUCAGGAUGAACCCAGGAUUGCUUCUGAAUGCUGCUACUUGAUUCCUUUCUCAUCCCACGCACUCCAUGAGCACCCCAAGGCUGGGGUUUGUUGGAUUUUCAAUGGCUUUCUAAAGAUUUUAUUUCCUGGACAUUCUCUUCUGCUUAGGAGAGACCGAGUGAACCUACCUUCAUUUCAGGAGGGAUUGGCCACUUGGCAUAUGACAACUUUGCCAGCUUUUCCUCCCUUGGGUUCUAAUAUUGCCACAUUAGGGGAUAUAUAUAGGAGAGGAAAAGUAAGGUGCAGUUCCCCCAACCUCAGACUUAACAGGAAGCAGAUGCACAUAUGAGUGUGGAAGGCAGAGGGGGUUUAUGUAAGAGCACCUUCCUCACUUCCACACAGCUCUACACAGCAAGUAAACUUGAGUUUUAUUUAUUUUAUCCUCUGGUUUAAUUACAUAAUUGUUUUUUACAUUAAGCUCCAGGAUACAUGUGCAGAAUGUGCAGGUUUGUUACAUAGGUAUAUAU
Molecule: messenger RNA, 2304 nt
Organism: Macaca mulatta (Rhesus monkey)
Lineage: Eukaryota; Metazoa; Chordata; Mammalia; Primates; Cercopithecidae
Gene: SLC2A3
Product: solute carrier family 2 (facilitated glucose transporter), member 3
Biological process (GO): dehydroascorbic acid transport
Cellular component (GO): plasma membrane
Molecular function (GO): D-glucose transmembrane transporter activity
Source: RefSeq, marked provisional